Dryobates pubescens (Downy woodpecker) is the source of this 2253-nucleotide messenger RNA. It is a transcript of the gene MPST, whose product is annotated as mercaptopyruvate sulfurtransferase. The record is from RefSeq and is a predicted model, not a curated record. Gene Ontology annotation, biological process: transsulfuration. NCBI's taxonomy places the organism in Eukaryota, Metazoa, Chordata, Aves, Piciformes, Picidae. The transcript has 3 exons. Bases 536 to 1501 code for a protein of 321 amino acids. Gene Ontology annotation, cellular component: mitochondrion. Gene Ontology annotation, molecular function: thiosulfate-cyanide sulfurtransferase activity.
GGACCUCUCCCGCCCCUGCUGCUUGCGUGUCUGGUGUUUGAUUGAGGUAAUAAAAUCGAUUUUUUGUUUCUGUUACAUCCAAAAGAGACAGGCUGACAGCCCAUACAUUUGGGAAGGGUCUGGGGCUUUUCUUACUUAAGCUUGUUAGAUUUAAUGGCGGAGAGCAAAAGGACAAAGAUCAGCUUAAGCAAGUUCUCUAUUUGCUGGAAAUCAGAAGAAGGAGGAAAAUGUCUCUUGGGUUACUGCAUUGACUAAAGCCUGGGCUUCUGCUGGUGCAUUCAUUAGGGUGAGAAGUGCCUGUAUGAAUACUGAGAGUUUGUGUGUGUCUGCUAGCAUUAGAUAGGACCCUGAACAACCCCCUGGGAGCACUCACCUCCUAUGUUUGCAUUCUGUCUGAUUAACUUCUGCAGGGUGUGGGAUGGGGAAUCCUGGUGCAAACUGACUGCAGAUCUUUACUGGUAUUUCUUCCUGCAGCUUUACAACCAACUACAGGAAAAGCAUUCCGUGAGGGCACUUAGGAUCCCAAUGAUCAACUAUGGAUCCCUUAAGUCAGGUGGCUUCAGGCACACCCCAGGAAUCGGGUAACCUCGGCCAGGACUCUGGAGCAAUGUCGCAACAACUCCUCUACCGUGCUCUGGUGUCUGCAAAAUGGCUUUCAGAAGCCAUCAAGUCCAAGCAAGCUGGUCUGGCCUUGAGAGUCGUGGAUGCAUCCUGGUAUCUGCCAAAAAUGAAGCGUGACCCAAAGCGGGAAUUCGAGGAGCGCCAUAUCCCUGGCGCAGUUUUCUUUGACAUCGACCAGUGCAGCGAUCGCACUUCACCUUACGAUCACAUGCUGCCCAAGGCUGAUGACUUUGCUGAGUAUGUGGGGAAGCUGGGUGUGGGCAAUGAUUCCCACGUUGUGGUGUAUGAUGGCAGCGACCAAGGUCUCUUCUCUGCGCCCCGGGUGUGGUGGAUGUUCCGGGCCUUUGGACAUGAAGCUGUCUCCCUUCUGGAUGGUGGCCUGAAGAACUGGCAGAGAGAGGGGCAUGCUGUGAGCUCUGGGAAAAGCCAGGUAGCUCCUGCUGAGUUCCAUGCCUCCUUGGACAAGUCCCUGGUGAAAACGUAUGAGGACGUCAUAGAGAACUUGGAUUCCCGCCGCUUCCAACUCGUGGAUGCACGUGCUGCAGGACGGUUCCGGGGAGUGGAGCCAGAGCCACGAGAUGGAAUUGAGCCUGGUCACGUCCCCGGGUCGACGAACAUCCCCUUCACUGAUUUCCUCACAGAGUCUGGCUUAGAGAAGACCCCUGAGCAGAUCCGCAGUCUGUUCCAGGAGAAGAAGGUGGACCUCUUAAAGCCGGUGGUGGCCACGUGUGGCUCUGGAGUCACUGCCUGCCACGUGGCUCUGGGGGCCUACCUCUGUGGCAAAGCAGACGUUGCUGUGUACGAUGGGGCCUGGGUGGAAUGGUACAUGCGGGCACAGCCUGAAAAUGUCAUUUCUGAGGGCAAGGGGAAGUCGGUGUAGUGAGUUGCUUUGUGCUUUGUCUCCCAGCUGUGCAAAUAAUUUGCCUUGAAACAGGAUUUGGAAAAGAUGGCUUUAGCAUUCUUGGUUAAGUGCCUGGAGGUGAAAGUAUUGGGUGACACGUGUGGGGACAUGGUGCUUUGCCAUUUCCCUCUUACACUACUGUUGCUGCUUAGGAGCAUAAAGAUGACCUGGGCAGAUAGUUGUAGGUGACCCUGCCAAAACAGGUGGGGUGAACCAGAUAUCCCCCCAGGAUCACUUCAAGCCUCAGCCUUUCUGUGCUUCUGUGUCCACUGUAUCAGGUGGAAAAGAGAGGAUGCUGGUGGUAGCAUGGGGAAGUAACUGAGUCAAGCUAAGGUCAUGAAUCAGGAAAUUCCACCGUGUUCACUCACAGGAUGAUCAAAUUUGUAUAACUGUGCCUCAUGAUCCUGCUCUCUGCAUCUGUCCUGGAAGUCAUCCAUGCACUUUAUGGCCAUUUUGAGUGCAGACUUUGGGGAAAGAUAUAGCUGUGAAAGGAGCAAAUAUGGCUUCCAGGUUGGCACUUAGGUUAGAGAGUUUGGAUUACUUCUUGUGCUCAGAUUCUUAACUGCAAUGUGUAUUUAGCCAGUUUUGUACUCCCAUGGUCCAAUAUUCCCCUUGUAAAAAAAAGAAAAUAUUCUGGGAUUGGGUCAAUAAAUGUGUUCCAAGGUCCUUCUGCUGAAUGGAACUUAUGUGAGUUUUACUUGGGUGAUAUCUUUUCAGGAGCUCUACUUUCA